This is a messenger RNA of Didymella exigua CBS 183.55, 3809 nucleotides long. RefSeq lists its product as uncharacterized. Gene Ontology annotation, biological process: phosphorelay signal transduction system; protein autophosphorylation. The record is from RefSeq and is a predicted model, not a curated record. The coding region runs from base 118 to 3726 and encodes 1202 amino acids. Gene Ontology annotation, molecular function: phosphorelay sensor kinase activity; histidine phosphotransfer kinase activity. Lineage: Eukaryota; Fungi; Ascomycota; Dothideomycetes; Pleosporales; Didymellaceae. The transcript is spliced from 3 exons.
CGUGUGAAAGAAUAAUGCCCGCUCGCAUCCACCGUUGCAUCUCACCUUCGUACUGGACGGUCGCCCAAGGUCUGGGGACGCGAUCCUGCUGGCCAAACACACACACACCGGAGCCGUAUGGCUGCUGGGAAGCUGGCCUGUGCGGACUCUGCACAGACAUUUGAUCCACGCGAACGUGCCAGCGCUUGCGAUAUCGCUAGCUACCUCUCUGCGGCCUCCUUCCCCGUCGAGGGUGGAGGAGGACCGUCAGCUAACCCAGUCCCGAGCACCGACGUUGUGCUGAACGCGCUUGUUCAACAUGGCGCACAUGCGGUCGAGUGCGAUCGCGCGUUCCUCUCUUUUGUCGACGCCGGGUUUCAAUUCGUUUGCGCUGAAAUGACAAGGCAUCAGUCCAUUGUAGACGCAUGCCCGACACGUCCUCUUCUGCUCGGCACGACCCGGAUCGCCCUUGACUGGGGGGUCUGCUCGUAUGCAAUGUCCGCCUCUCACGGCAGCGAGGUCACAGUACCUGAGAGUCCGUACAUUGCGGCAACUGAGUCGUACUUUUGCGUCAGAGACUUCCGCAGGGUCCCUGCUUUUGCUGCCCUGCCUUUUGUAGCUGGCUACCCGCGAAUGGUUUCCUCCAUCGAGAUACCGCUGCGCUCGCACUCUGGACAUGUCCUGGGCAGUUAUUGUAUAGUCGACGACAAGGUGAGGGACUUUCUACACCCUGACGCUCUGCGUGCUGUGCGAGAGGCCGUCUCGGCGAUCACUCAAUACAUAGACCUGAAACGCGCCGAGCAAAGUCGAAUGCGCUCGCAAAGAGUCAUGGACGGACUUGGUCGGUUCAUUGCGUCACAUGAUCACAAGCAGGCAGACAGCACACAGACGACUAGUCCGUUCGCACUUGGCAUCUUCGAGAACGUCUCACGUCCAGGCUUCGAUUCACGUUCUAGUGGGAACACCGAUUCUUACGGGGACCGUGACUGCCUGACCAACGCCAACGCCGAGCCAGGACAUGUGCUGAUGAGUGAUUCAGGCCUUGCGCCUGGAACUACAGAGGUGACGACUGUGAGCCCUCAGCAAGAUGACGUUUCCAAGCAACGUGAGCCAGGGCUGUUGGCUCAAGUCGGCGAUCUUUUGCCCAAGGCCGCAAACAUGAUUGGCCGUGCUAUGAAUCUAGACGGCUUCGUGUUCUUCGACGCAGUAGACACAGGUGCGCGAUAUGGGGCGCAUGGCUCGUCUUACAGCCACACGGACGACGAGUUUGCGCAGCAUGCUCAUGAGAAACUCCAAUCUUCUGCACAGCCCCUGUCAGUGUACCGAAGAAACGGCACGACUGAGUCACCGAGUCUUGGUCGCUUCACUCAAUCCUUCAUACGACGCUUGACCGCCGCGUAUCCCCAUGGACAUCUCUUCAAGAAAGCCGAGCAUGUCGGUUCUGGACAGGGCCUCCAAGAAGCGAAAGAUUGCCCACGCUCAAGCGGCACAUCCGCCCCCCACCAAGGUCGGGACGAAGUGUUCGACUGUAUUCCAAAAGCUCGGCACGUGAUAUUUCUGCCUCUUUGGCACUACCAGAGGGAGUCGAGCUUCUUGAACGCCCUGGCCUGGGUAUCAGAUCCUAGCAGCACUCUAGAGGCGGACGACGUCAAUCUGCUCACAGUGUUCGGAAAUUCGUUAAUGGCCGAGAUCUUUCGUCUGGAAGCUGCGACAGUGACGCAGCAAAAAUCCGACUUUAUAUCCUCCGUCAGUCACGAGUUGCGGAGCCCAUUGCAUGGGAUACUAGCGACCGUGGAACUCAUGAAAGAGACCCUGCAGGACCCCUUCUUGCUCUCUUUAACCCAAAUGAUCGAGUCGUGCAGCUGCACUCUACUGGACACCUUCAGUCAUCUUCUCGAGUUCUCAAAAAUCAACAGCCUCAAGGGAGAACGAGAGUCCGCUGCUCGCGCCAAGUGUGAUGCUGAAAGCCCACCUAAAAGAACGCCGGCAAACGAUCUGAGUUCUCUCGUUGAAGACGUUCUGCAAGCAGUGUCGCUGGGCCACAACUCGGUCUCUCAAAUGGAACUGGGUUUGCAGAUGGAGUAUCAAGACCCGCUUGUCUGUCGAGUGCAAGUACCAGCCCAGCCGGUACUCAUCACCACGCACAUCGACCACAACUCGGACUGGAUCUCGAGCAUGGAUCCUGGAGCCUGGAAGAGGAUUCUGCUGAACAUCUUCUCCAAUGCACUCAGGUUCACUGCAUCAGGACACAUCGAUGUAACCCUACGGCUGUUGGACGAUCCCGAUGCUGGCCCGCGCUGCAUCAGCCUAUCUGUUGCUGAUAGCGGCGUAGGGAUGAGUCGAGAGUUUCUCAAGUACCAUCUCUUCACGCCGUUCAUGCAAGAGAACAACCUGAUCCCAGGGACCGGGUUAGGCCUCAAUAUCGUGAAGAAUAUCGUCGAGUCGCUUGAUGGCAGGAUGUUUGUCGAAAGCCGCCAGCACCAAGGCACCCGUGUCACUGUCAAUAUUCCACACGAGGCAGAGCCUGGUACCCUCGGCACACCAGACAUCAGAGCAAGCCUCGCUCCGUAUGGCAAGGCGGCGAACUUGACCUUCAGCCUCAUCAGCAUAGCGUCCCAGACCGCACCAGACAGCAAGCCCGGACCACAUCUCGUAGCUCCGCCUCGACUGCUCAAGCGAUGUCUUCGUAAUAUCUGCGGGAAUUAUUUCGGCAUGAUAUUCGUUGACGACGCGCCCUUGGACGCAUUGUUGGAGUCAGACUUGAUACUGCUCGACACCUAUGCACUAUCUUCAACGGAAAUGCUCCAUCUUCACGAGCACUUUCCUCGAAUCAUAUCAGCAAUGGCUUCGCGUCCCAUCAUUGUCCUAGGGCCUACUGCAGAAGGGGCUAGGGACUUCUUCGGACGGAAAGGAGCCACAUUCAUCAGCUCACCCAUCACGAGACGGAUCCUGUGGGAUGCUGUCGACACGGCGUUGGCCAAGGUCAUUCCCGUAGAAGCCAUCCCUCAUCCAACAGCAGGCAUCAAAGGCCAGGAUCCAUCACAACAAGUAGCUGCGAAUCCCCCCGGAGUGUCUUUGACAAGAGACAAAGUCAAACUGUUCCAAGGCAAAAGCAUAAACGUUCCGACGAGGGGUGCUCGGGCCGAAGCCGACCCCAGUGCCCAGGGAAACACGUUUCCAACACUCACACUGCACCGUUCGCCAUCGUCGCAGCCGCCUCACACUGCAGCGCCAGAGCCUCAGAACCAGCUUCCCAAGUAUCGUUACAGGCGCCUUCUGCUUGUCGACGACAACCCGAUCAACCUGAGGCUACUCGCCGCAUUUAUCCGCGGAACCGGCCUUCUUUUCUCCACUGCAUAUGACGGCGCGGAAGCAGUCCGCCUCUACCGCAAAGCCGCAGUCGAAGAAGCCGACCCAUUCGACUGCGUGCUCAUGGACAUAAGCAUGCCUGUCAUGGACGGCUUCCAGGCCGCAGCAGCAAUACGCCAGUUUGAAGCACAGCAGCGGGGACAGCGUCAGGAUCGUGUCGCAGCCACCCACGAAGCUCGAGACCCUGCUGGUCGGCAUGAGCAUCAGGGACCACGAGGCGUGCUUCGAUCCCAUAUCGUGGCUUUGACGGGGCUUGGCAGCGAGGCUGCCCGCAGUAUGGCUAGGGAGUCGGGGUUCAAUUUGUUUCUCGUUAAGCCGGUACAGUUCAAGGAUCUCGAGCCUUUGUUGAAGACACUUCCCGCCAACGGCAAGACGUGAUUCAUGCCGGGUGGAAGAGUUACAUUUCAGUUUCCUUUGAACUUCAUUCCGAGCAGACAGUGGGCUUACAGUCUUUUGCUAGG